AGUGUCAACUGAAAUUUUAUAUGACACAAUAAAUCAUGGCUCCCGCCUAAGUCCAAGAUUUCUGACAGUGACACCUAGAAUAACGCACUUGUUUUCUUUUGACUUAAUCUAAGAUCUCCCUCCCCUUUGUUGUCGGAAUUCUUAUUUGGUUAUGGCGACGGAGAAUGAACAAUUAUUAUCUAGGGCUUCUACUUUGCCUUCAAAUAAUUACAAAAGGAGGAGAAAACCAUUGAACAAGACUAAGUCCACGCCUGCAACUGCAGGGUUGUGUCGUCAAGGAUCUUUUAGCCGUGAAAUUGGGCACGCUGCUGCUGAGACCUAUUUGAUUACCCGCCUUAGUUUCAAGCUUCUUAGCUAUCUCGGGUUAGGUUAUCGAUGGAUUACAAGACUUUUGGGUCUUGCCUUAUAUGCGAUGCUACUUAUGCCUGGUUUUCUCCAAGUUGCAUUUUAUUAUUUCUUUUCACCGCUAGUCCGGCGAAGUGUUGUUUAUGGUGAUCAACCGAGGAAUAGGUUGGACUUAUAUCUACCAGAAGAUAUAAACAGACCAAAGCCAGUUGUGGCGUUUGUAACAGGUGGAGCAUGGAUUAUUGGGUACAAGGCCUGGGGUUCUCUCUUAGGAAAGCAAUUAUCAGAACAUGACAUUAUAGUAGCAUGCAUUGAUUACAGAAACUUUCCACAAGGAACAAUAGGCGAUAUGGUGGAAGAUGUUUCUCAGGGAAUCUCAUUUGUUUGCAACACCAUAGCUGAUUAUGGUGGUGACCCAAACAGGAUUUAUCUCAUGGGUCAAUCUGCUGGUGCACAUAUCUCUUCCUGUGCUCUUAUGAAGCAGGCAAUCAAAGAAUCUAGAGGAGAAAGUGUUUCUUGGACUACCUCCCAGAUAAAAGCUUAUUUUGGUUUAUCAGGCGGGUACAAUUUGCCCAACUUAGUUGAUCAUUUCAAUAAUAGAGGGUUAUAUCGCUCAAUUUUCUUGAGUAUAAUGGAAGGGGAAGAAUCAUUGCGAAAUUUUUCUCCUGAAAUUAUGGUACAGGAUCAGAGCUCUAAAGCUGCUAUCCCUUUGCUGCCUCACAUUAUCCUAUUUCAUGGUACUUCAGAUAGCUCCAUUCCAUCGGAUUCAAGUAAAACAUUUGUAGAUACACUUUGCAGAGUGGAAGCUCAAGCUGAACUGAUAUUGUAUGAUGGAAAAACUCACACAGAUUUAUUCCUUCAAGAUCCUCUAAGAGGUGGUAAAGAUGACCUUUUUGACCAUAUAGUAGCAUAUAUACAUGCUAAUGACAAAGAAGCUCUUGCUAAGGAUGCUAUGGCACCUCCAAGAAGGCGGCUUGUCCCCGAAAUCUUGUUGAAGUUAGCUCGCAGGAUCAGCCCUUUUUGAGACUGCAACAUUUGACAGUCGCGAAGAGGCUCUUAAGACUGCAGCAUACACUUAUAUCCUCCGAGCAAAGAAGCGAGAUUCUACCAAAUCGAUCACAAUUGCGCUGUCAGAUCUUAUACUUCUGGUUUUGAUGAUAAGAUUUUACGGGGGUUGAUCCCAUAGGACCAAUCUUCAGACUUUGUACCCUGGAAGCUGUUGAUAGCGAUGCAUCUUGUGUUAAUAAUGUCUUACCGUGAUUUUGAGUCAAUUCAUGAUUUCAGUGUAGUGUUUCCCUUUUAUCCACUAUAUAGAGGAGGACUGCUCAAUUGCGAUAAAGUAGUCAUCUGUAAUAUAUUGAGAAGUUAUCAUCCGUUGACAAUUGGCUCUUGA
Nicotiana tabacum (common tobacco) is the source of this 1738-nucleotide messenger RNA. RefSeq names its product putative isoprenylcysteine alpha-carbonyl methylesterase ICMEL2. The record is from RefSeq and is a predicted model, not a curated record. NCBI's taxonomy places the organism in Eukaryota, Viridiplantae, Streptophyta, Magnoliopsida, Solanales, Solanaceae.